Molecule: messenger RNA, 2121 nt
Organism: Procambarus clarkii (red swamp crayfish)
Lineage: Eukaryota; Metazoa; Arthropoda; Malacostraca; Decapoda; Cambaridae
Source: RefSeq, a predicted model, not a curated record
AUGAACCAAUCAGCGGCCUCCAUAACCAGGAACCACCAUGAACCAAUCCCGAGCCAAACUAUAGAUCCCGGUAGUACAAUCAGAUUAGUUCUUCACAUACAAUCGAGAAUUCCAGCCGCAGCAUACAACAGCCGCAGCAUACAACAGACGCAGCAUACAACAGACGCAGCAUACAACAGACGCAGCAUACAACAGACGCAGCAUACAACAGCCACAGCAUACAACAGACGCAGCAUACAACAGACGCAGCAUACAACAGACGCAGCAUACAACAGCCGCAGCAUACAACAGACGCAGCAUACAACAGACGCAGCAUACAACAGACGCAGCAUACAACAGACGCAGCAUACAACAGACGCAGCAUACAACAGACGCAACAUACAACAGACGCAGCAUACAACAGCCGCAGCAUACAACAGACGCAACAUACAACAGACGCAACAUACAACAGCCGCAGCAUACAACAGCCGCAGCAUACAACAGACGCAGCAUACAACAGACGCAGCAUACAACAGCCGCAGCAUACAACAGACGCAGCAUACAACAGCGCAGCAUACAACAGCCGCAGCAUACAACAGACGCAGCAUACAACAGCCGCAGCAUACAACAGCCGCAGCAUACAACAGCGCAGCAUACAACAGCCGCAGCAUACAACAGACGCAGCAUACAACAGCCGCAGCAUACAACAGACAGCAUACAACAGCCGCAGCAUACAACAGCCACAGCAUACAACAGCCGCAGCAUACAACAGACGCAGCAUACAACAGCCGCAGCAUACAACAGCCGCAGCAUACAACAGACGCAGCAUACAACAGCCGCAGCAUACAACAGACGCAGCAUACAACAGCCGCAGCAUACAACAGACGCAGCAUACAACAGCCGCAGCAUACAACAGACGCAGCAUACAACAGCCGCAGCAUACAACAGACGCAGCAUACAACAGACGCAGCAUACAACAGCCACAGCAUACAACAGCCGCAGCAUACAACAGACGCAGCAUACAACAGACGCAGCAUACAACAGCCGCAGCAUACAACAGCCGCAGCAUACAACAGCCGCAGCAUACAACAGACGCAGCAUACAACAGCCGCAGCAUACAACAGACGCAGCAUACAACAGCCACAGCAUACAACAGACGCAGCAUACAACAGCCACAGCAUACAACAGACGCAGCAUACAACAGCCACAGCAUACAACAGACGCAGCAUACAACAGCCACAGCAUACAACAGACGCAACAUACAACAGCCGCAGCAUACAACAGACGCAGCAUACAACAGACGCAGCAUACAACAGCCACAGCAUACAACAGCCGCAGCAUACAACAGCCGCAGCAUACAACAGCCGCAGCAUACAACAGCCGCAGCAUACAACAGCCGCAGCAUACAACAGACGCAGCAUACAACAGCCGCAGCAUACAACAGACGCAGCAUACAACAGCCACAGCAUACAACAGACGCAGCAUACAACAGCCGCAGCAUACAACAGACGCAGCAUACAACACCCGCAGCAUACAACAGACGCAGCAUACAACAGACGCAGCAUACAACAGCCGCAGCAUACAACAGACGCAACAUACAACAGACGCAACAUACAACAGACGCAACAUACAACAGACGCAGCAUACAACAGCCGCAGCAUACAACAGACGCAGCAUACAACAGACGCAACAUACAACACCCGCAGCAUACAACACCCGCAGCAUACAACACCCGCAGCAUACAACAGACGCAGCAUACAACAGACGCAGCAUACAACAGGCGCAGCAUACAACAGCCGCAACAUACAACAGACGCAGCAUACAACAGCCGCAACAUACAACAGACGCAACAUACAACAGACGCAACAUACAACAGACGCAGCAUACAACAGACGCAGCAUACAACAGACGCAGCAUACAACAGCCGCAGCAUACAACAGACGCAGCAUACAACAGCCGCAGCAUACAACAGACGCAGCAUACAACAGCCACAGCAUACAACAGACGCCAGUGUUGGCAGCAUCACUGGGGCUCCGCAGCAUGGUAUACCCCAUAAUGACGAGCACAAGAGAAUAUGCUGAAAAUGAAGUAACGAAAGUGAGAAUGGAACACAUGAAGAGCUUCCUUGACCUUUCUUCUUGA